Molecule: messenger RNA, 2263 nt
Organism: Myodes glareolus (Bank vole)
Lineage: Eukaryota; Metazoa; Chordata; Mammalia; Rodentia; Cricetidae
Gene: Tfec
Product: transcription factor EC
Biological process (GO): regulation of transcription by RNA polymerase II
Cellular component (GO): nucleus
Molecular function (GO): protein dimerization activity; RNA polymerase II cis-regulatory region sequence-specific DNA binding; DNA-binding transcription factor activity, RNA polymerase II-specific
Source: RefSeq, a predicted model, not a curated record
UCAACUAAGUGGAAUCCAAGCAGUUCUAACCAUUCAUUACUUGCGGACAGAUCCUGGGCUUUUGUGCUUAAGGUAUGGGACCAGGGGCUGGAAUCUGGAGCUCCUUCUAGAGGCGAUGGCACCUGCUCACUCCAGUCCCUGUUGGUCCAGGCACACUGGGAAAGCUCUACAAGGCCUCAGCUGCCAAAGGUCCAGAGACAGCAAGUAACUCCUUUCAUGACCCUUGACCAUCAGGUAUUCAACCAGAGUCUCAAGAGGACACCACCUCCAGCUCCAAGCUGUAUGCCUCUGGGAGAGCAUGGACCCAUGAGCCCGGACAGUGAUGCUGGUUGUACAGGGAAUCCAUUCACAAAACUGCUGACUAUUGGGAGAGAAGACGGUAGUGCGGAAUGGCACUUAUCUGGCAGUAUUUUGGAUGUAUACACUGAUGAGCAGGGAAUUUCUCCAGUUAACGCAAAUCUAAUGAAUGCUCCCUGUCCAAGUAUCCUGCCCAUGAAAAAAGAAAUUGCAGAAACUGACACCAGAGCUUUGGCGAAAGAGAGGCAGAAAAAGGACAACCACAACCUCAUUGAAAGAAGAAGAAGGUAUAAUAUUAAUUACCGCAUCAAGGAGCUUGGCACUCUUAUUCCAAAGUCUAAUGAUCCUGAUCUGCGCUGGAACAAAGGAACCAUUCUGAAGGCAUCAGUGGAGUACAUCAAGUGGCUGCAGAAAGAACAACAGAGGGCCCGGGAGUUAGAGCACAGACAGAAGACAUUAGAACAGGCUAACCAGCAGCUUGUGCUCCGGAUUCAGGAACUGGAGAUACAAGCACGGGCUCACGGUCUGCCAAUGCUGACUUCACGCGGCCCGGCUGAUCUCAGUCCCCACCUCACCAAACAGCAGAUCCAUCCUGAGAAGAACUCAGUUCUGGGCUGCUGCCAACAACUGACUCCGUCUCAGGGGACAAGCCCGGAGUUCUGCGAGCAAGCUGUGGCCUUCUCUGACCCUUUGUCCCACUUCACAGAUUUAUCGUUUAGUGCCGCUUUGAAAGAGGAGCAAAGAUUGGACGGCAUGCUACUAAGUGAUACAAUGUGCCCCUUUGGAACAGACCCUCUCCUCUCUGCCACUUCCCCCGCAGUUUCCAAAGCGAGCAGUCGAAGCAGCUUCUGCUCCGAGGAUGGUGAUGAACUAUAAGCCACAAACAGGCUCCCGCCAUCAACCAGGAAGAAACUCCAUGUUGGUGCUAUGCAAUCAUGAUCUGCGUUUCCCAUAUAAUUCUCUCUUAAUUCUCUGAAAGGAAUUAUGUUGCCCUUGGAGAGAAAAUGACUAGAAGCAAUGGGCAAGUCCGAGGGAAGAAAAAACAUGGUGUUAAAGAAUUUUUGAAGAGCACAGUCCCGUUUCCUCCUUUGUCUACAGAGUCCAGAUUUCUUUAAAUUUGAUUUUCCUGGAAAGUCGUUUACUUAAUAAUGACUCUAGAGUGAUACCUGCAGAGCAAUGACAUGAUAUUAUUGGAACUAUAGUCCUUAAAGAGACUGCAAUAUACCACUCUCCGCUCACUUCCAUAUUCUGUGUCACCUCCUAUAGCAUCUUUUUUUUUUUAAAGAAUCAAGACUAACAAAUUAGGUGAUAAUUUCCUUUCCAUUGUCUGAUGGACAUACUAUGUAUGGUUGGACUCUUAUCGGGAAAUUUACAAUAAAAUGAAUAUUUUUUCACUUAUACUUGAAACUCACUCUGUAAUAACAUGAGAAUUUUUCAAAAUAAAACAAAAACAUUUCUAAAAAUGUUAUUUUCUAAAAUUAAAUCCUGACUUUUGAAAAUCAGUUCAAUGAUCCUAAUUCUGAACAUCUUCUUGCACAUUUAUGUAGCUAUCCCUCUUUAGAUAAGAACCACGGUGAGGGCUUUGCUCCAGAACACGGCCCUCAGUCACCCGUUUUACACAAAUGCACACGUACAUAGUGUAAGAAGGGCAUAUGAUCUUAUUUUGCUUCAUUCAUCUGAUUAUCUGAAUGAUGUCAUAAACUAUAUACCAACUUUUCCUUUGCUCUUCAAAAGAUAUACGAUAAUCAAUUUUAGUAACUAAAGUAUAAAAUCUCUCCAUACUAGAAACAUCUGUUUGGAUUAAAAUUUGUUUUCAUGUCCAUCGUGAGAUAUAGCUAUCUUAUUCAUAAGGGUUUUCUCAAACAUUGACUACAUAUUGAUUGUUAGACUGCCAAUUCUGUUAUCUGAAAUUACUUUUUAUUUUAUUCAAAUGUGAGUGGAAGAUAAAGUUCUUUUUCCCUUGAAA